Molecule: messenger RNA, 580 nt
Organism: Asterias rubens (European starfish)
Lineage: Eukaryota; Metazoa; Echinodermata; Asteroidea; Forcipulatida; Asteriidae
Product: low-density lipoprotein receptor-related protein 6-like
Exons: 4
Coding region: 95-580 (161 amino acids)
Source: RefSeq, a predicted model, not a curated record
CAGUGAGAGUUUAGUUACGGGUGUGAAGCUUGAUAGAUUUGGAGAUCAACGGAGCAAAACUCGACUCAGGUAAAGACUCAGGUAAAGCUUCAUCAUGAAACACAACAAAGGAAUGCUGUUCUGUGUCAUUGUGUGCUUGCUCUACCCUGGUAUCAGACUGGUUGAUGCAGAUGCCUUUUUGCUGGUUGCGGACAGUGUAAAUGGGACUAUUUCAAAGGGUAGCAUUUCUCUAAGUCUGGCUGAUUUAACUCCACUACCCUUCAUCGAUGUCGUCUGCCCAGUGGCCGUGGAUUUUGACCCGAUUGAUCAGAUGGUUUACUGGACUGAUAGUGGGCCCCCAUCUCCGAAAAUCUCCAAAGCACGUAUAGAUGGCAGUGGUCAAACGCUCCUUGUUAGUGAACUGUUUGAACCAGUCGGAUUGGCGCUUGAUAAUGUUGCAAGGAUGGUGUAUUGGACAGACGAAGUGGGUCACAUUGCACGGAUCCCCAUGGAUGGCUCAGGUACAAAAGAAGUUAUCGUCGAAGACAUCUCCUGCCCAUCGAGAGUCUGGGUGAGUGGAGAUAGUGAUCUUUGGACGUAA